Messenger RNA from Coniophora puteana RWD-64-598 SS2, 165 nucleotides. RefSeq lists its product as uncharacterized. The annotation marks the transcript as partial. The transcript has a single exon. Lineage: Eukaryota; Fungi; Basidiomycota; Agaricomycetes; Boletales; Coniophoraceae. Gene Ontology annotation, molecular function: protein dimerization activity. The record is from RefSeq and is a predicted model, not a curated record.
AAUUCUCCCCUGUACCCAGUUUGGGGUUCUCUGGCACGCGAUUACCUUUCUAUCAUGGCCUCUUCAGUCUCGAGUGAGCGUGCAUUUUCUGCAGCUGCUGAAGUUAUCACCAAACGGCGCAAUCGUCUUGGUGGAGAUGUUGUUGAGGCUAUUCAAGUGUUGAGA